AUGUGUCGAGGUUAUUCUGCUCGUCCCUCUUCUUCCUACCGCUACUAUUUCACUCAAAGCUACCGAUACCGCUACGGUCAGGAUCAGCAUCGCGGUUUCCUGUCCAAGCCGUUUUUCCGCAGGCCUGCAGGUUUCGCAACGUCGACAGGCGCAACUGUCAAAAUGAGCUCGGUGGGCGCCGGGGCUGGGGCGGCGACGGCGACGAUUGCAGGCUUAUAUGCGGCUGUGUCGAAUCCGGAGCAGGCAGUAGGGUGGACGGAGCCUGAGGAUGCAAAGGGGAAGAGACAUCAUCUGAAAGGUGGUAAAGGGUUUACGAAUCCGUGGGAUAGCUAUACCGAGAGUGGGUUUUGGGAGCUUGUUGUCAAGGGACUUUUUUGGCGCAAGAUUACGGGUCAGGCAAACACACCAGAUACCACACCACCCACUGUACCAGUUCGGACACCAACCUUCCAUCCCACUAGGGAAACUCCAAAACUGAGAGCGACGUGGUUAGGUCAUGCAUGCUACUAUGUGGAGUUCCCAGGAGGUUUCCGCGUCCUUUUCGACCCCGUGUUUGAAGACUGCUGUGCGCCCUUCAACAUGAAGAGUCUCAAAAGAUACACACCUCCACCAUGUGAGAUUGAAGACCUCCCCAUGGUCGACGCCGUCGUCAUUAGCCACAACCACUACGACCACCUCAGCUACCCAACCAUCCAACGCCUGCACAAGAAGUUCCCACAUGCACACUACUUCGCCCCCCUCGGCAACAAAUCCUGGUUUGAGAAGUCUGGCAUCACAAACGUGACCGAACUAGACUGGUGGGAGAGUCGGGAAAUCACGCUCGAAACCCAAAAAUCGAACAAGGGCAAUGCAGAGUCGACAACAGUGGCAAAUCCCUUUGAAAAGGGCAGCGCAGAAGACAACGCAAUCAAAGCAACCAUCCACGCCCUCCCUUGUCAACAUGUCAGUGCCCGCGGGCCCUUUGACAAGUGCAAAACCCUCUGGGCCAGCUGGUCCGUAACCUCUGGCUCCUCGUCCGUCUACUUUGCCGGCGACACCGGCUACCGGACUGUGCCCUCGUCCGUCCCCGCUACGGCCGACGACUACGGUCCAGAGUACUCCCACCUUCCCACCUGUCCAGCCUUUGCGCAAAUCGGUAAACACCGGGGUCCCUUUGACCUAGGCCUGAUUCCGAUUGGCGCCUAUGAUCCCCGCUGGCUAUUUAGCAAUGUGCAUGCGAAUCCCAAGGAUGCGGUCAACAUUUUUGUGGACACGAAGUGUAGGCGUGCCUUGGGCAUGCAUUGGGGCACCUGGGUACUCACCGAGGAAGAGGUGUUGGAGCCGCCGAGGGAGUUGGAGGAGGCGUGUCGGUGGAAGGGGGUCAAGAGCGGGGAGCAAGGGUUUGGCGUUUGUGAGAUUGGGGAGAGUAGGGAGUUUGGGAGCGGAGAAGGGGGCGCGUGA
Messenger RNA from Plenodomus lingam JN3, 1440 nucleotides. RefSeq lists its product as uncharacterized. Gene Ontology annotation, biological process: N-acylethanolamine metabolic process; N-acylphosphatidylethanolamine metabolic process. The record is from RefSeq and is a predicted model, not a curated record. NCBI's taxonomy places the organism in Eukaryota, Fungi, Ascomycota, Dothideomycetes, Pleosporales, Leptosphaeriaceae. Gene Ontology annotation, cellular component: membrane-bounded organelle; cytoplasm. Gene Ontology annotation, molecular function: N-acylphosphatidylethanolamine-specific phospholipase D activity.